Molecule: messenger RNA, 1154 nt
Organism: Daldinia caldariorum
Lineage: Eukaryota; Fungi; Ascomycota; Sordariomycetes; Xylariales; Hypoxylaceae
Exons: 1
Coding region: 162-965 (267 amino acids)
Source: RefSeq, a predicted model, not a curated record
CCUUACAUCUGGUUAUAGUUAAUAAUAGUGAUACUUUACAGUUUAAAUACAGUAUCACACUGUACACAGUUACAUCUCAGACUCAAUCAAUUAACAUCCACAUCCACGACUCACCCAGGAAAUCAAUUAUCAAAUUAAUCAUCAGAGUAGUAAUAAUAAUAAUGUCCUCGCCAGUGCCCACGCCACGGCAAUUCCUAACAUCCCUAAUAGAGAGCCUAAACUCAAUCCCAACACCCACCACCACCCCCCUCCAACCCAGCGCGGUCGCAGCUAACCCCCUCAAACUCAUCCCGCCAGCCUAUCGGCCGCUCCUCACCACCCUCUACGCAGUAUACCCGCUGACGUUACUCCCGGCCCUAGACAUACUAGACAGACGUCUCGCAACGCGCAUCGUCGUAGGGCCGUCUCAUCCACAGGGUGGUGGUGAAGCAGCACUUUCCGGACCCUCUCCUUCUUCUUCUUCUUCUCCUUCUUUUUCUCCAUCACCAUCGCAAACCCGCGAAGAAAAAAGGGGGCAGCGGCAGCAGCACGUCUUCUUCAUCGUGCGCUCCGCGCAACUGCAGCACCCGCGCCGCGAGUCUCCCGCCUCCGCUUUCGCUUCCGGCCCGCGGUACGUCGUGCGCCCCGCCGCCUGGAAUUGCAGCUGCGCGGCGUUCGCGUUCGCCGCGUUCCCGCGGGGCGAGGACCGGGAAGCCGGCCCGUACGCCGUCGGCCCGUGUUCUCCUUGCCUAGGACCGGCUCCGGCUCCGGCUCGGGAGGGUAGUGAUGAGGAUGAGCCGAGCGGCUGGCAGUUCGGCGCGCUGAGCCGUGACGGGGCCGACGGGAGCGGCAUCGCCGGGGUGCCCUGCUGCAAGCACCUGCUCGCAUGCGUGCUGGCUGAGCGGUGGAGCGCCGUGCUGGGAGGGUACGUCGAGGAGAAGGUUGUUGGGAGGGAGGAGGCUGCGGGUUUGGUGGCUGGUGUUUAAAGGGGGUAAGUGUGUUGGAGGGAAAGGAGAGGGGGUGUCCGAGGGUAUGAUUGAUUUUACGAAGUGACGAACGAGUAUUCUACGUAUGUACUCGCCCAACCUUGGGAUGGACUUAUUCAGGGCUAUAAUGUAAUAUGAUGGCAUGCAAACAUUGCUGGGUACAUAUCCCAUCACCUCACGAGGAAUUAA